CAUUCUCCUCAUGCUGGGCUCCCCGGCGUCUCCUAGAAAACGUCCCUUUGAGCUGCUCAGCGACCUGGUGGACGACGGGGGAUUCGGAGAAGAUCUCCUGCUCUCCGAGCGCUGGGACGUCUCCGCGCUGGACGAGAUGGCCCGAUACACCCGGCUGGGCCUCGGGGUGGGGGGGGAGCUGCUGGCCUGCUCCGAGGAGGCGGUGCUGAUGAACCGCUGGGAAGAGGAGGAAGAGGAGGAGGAAGAGGAGGAGGAGGAAGCCGUACAGGCAGGGAGGGAGGAACUUCUUCCUGUUUCCACAACCGAGAGGGAUUUAAGUGUCGCUGGGAAGGAUGGAGGAGUUUCUAAGGAGGUGUAUCAGGUGGCGCAGGAGGAAGAGGAGGCGGCGGCCGCUGGUUUGGCGUUGGAGCAUUGCAGCGAAGAGCAUAAUUACUCUCUGAGCAAGGGGGAGGAGCUGGGGGCGGGGCCUAAUGUCCCCCAAUCAGACAGGGACGAGGUGCAGGAGGAGCAGGAGAAGACUGAGAUACAUCUGGAGGAGGAGGAAAAGGGGGACAAAGAAGAGGAGGAGGAGGAAGAAGAGGAAGAUGAGGAGGAAGAGGAGGAGACGGCGCUGGAAGCUGAGCUCUCCAGCUCCUCAGAAACUGAAUGUGACGAGACCUCAGACCUCCUGCUGAGACUGGCCGAGGAACAUUAAAUACCAAAGAAGUUGUGGAUGUAAUUCCCGGAGAACGUGAAACUGUGAUGAAUCAGCUCUGAGGGUUGGAAGGUCUUCAUGUGUCUCAGUACCAUCUGCAACACUCUUUGGAAAU
Molecule: messenger RNA, 809 nt
Organism: Notothenia coriiceps (black rockcod)
Lineage: Eukaryota; Metazoa; Chordata; Actinopteri; Perciformes; Nototheniidae
Product: ABC transporter F family member 4-like
Exons: 2
Coding region: 11-694 (227 amino acids)
Source: RefSeq, a predicted model, not a curated record